Molecule: messenger RNA, 3331 nt
Organism: Marasmius oreades (fairy-ring Marasmius)
Lineage: Eukaryota; Fungi; Basidiomycota; Agaricomycetes; Agaricales; Marasmiaceae
Exons: 8
Coding region: 767-2260 (497 amino acids)
Biological process (GO): adenylate cyclase-modulating G protein-coupled receptor signaling pathway
Cellular component (GO): heterotrimeric G-protein complex
Molecular function (GO): G protein-coupled receptor binding; guanyl nucleotide binding; G-protein beta/gamma-subunit complex binding
Source: RefSeq, a predicted model, not a curated record
UUCCGUCUUUCAACAGUCAACAGUAACUAACUUGUUGAUUGAAUCACGCCUUCAAUACACAGAUGCUGCCUAGUGCCUUGGCGUACGCUGUCAUACCAUCCACUGGGCCCGAAGGGGUAUCUAUCUAUCUAUACUCUACCCGUGAUUUCCAGGGAUCAAGGCGGUGCAAGAAGUGUCACCCUAAGUGGGACAGUGCUGUAGACCGAUAUCUGGAACGAACUCUUUCUCUUCCCUCCACUAACGAUGGACAGCUACUCAGAGAUUGCCAGCCUCGACUCUUUUACCGGCACCGAAACCUCAAGAUCGACGGUUCCAGGACUUGGUUACCUCUCGGGGAAAGCUAUCAAGAGACUUGGAGAAGCCGUGCUCAAUAGUGUGGAUUAUCUUGUGGUCAACCGCCAGCUGAAUCGGGUCGAAGCCCGCAUCAGGAAGGACGGAUCCCUGGACAAGCAUGAGGCUGAAGGUCGGGAUAUGUGUAGUAUAUUGCUCGAGUUGACUCACCCCGGGUAUUCGUUUCCAGUGCAAACGAGGGCUCUACGUUUGAUAAUGGAACAUAUCGGUUCAAUGAAUUUCAAAUCCCUUGCUGCAGCCCUGGUCGCGAACUCGUCUUUCACAACUCACCGUCAUCUUUCGACGAUCAUUGAAUGUUUAUGGAGCUCUCGGGGGAUAGGGUAAGUUAUGUCCUGUGACUCGGAUAGGUGACAUCCAGUCGACUCUAAAUCGUCUUCUAAGCGUUUCCUCUGACACUGCUACCAUCCGUGAUUCAAUGACCACAAAAAAGAUCGCAGCAUGUCAGGACGCAGGUUAUGAAGCAUACAUGGCAGCUUUUACCAACUCGAAUGACAUGUCCGUUCUCUCUUCAUCUUCUGCCUUCAUCCUAUACUUGGCCUUUGUAGUCACUAUUGGCUCAAAAGACCACGCGCGAAUCAUCUUCAGCCUCGAUAUUUUGCGAUUUUUGGAAGCGAUAGGUUUAUUCGGCCCAUUCCGAUCGCGCAACGAAACAAUAGCCGGACGCCUUCUGUUGCACGUUAUCGCGCUCAAAUUGGAUCCUAUUCAAGAUGCAGAUGCGGUGGCCAGUAUUGAAAACAACAUUUCUACGUUGAAAAUGUCGCGUUCUCACCCGUCGAAUCCGAGUUCAAAUACAAAAGAUGAUAUGGAAGAUGUAUGGGCGCGGUUGGACACUUGGUACACCGUAGAAUCUUCACAGCAAAGUCCGCUGAUUGACUUCGUUUCGGAUGCAAUCGAGUUCAUAAGGGACGACACUCUAUUCAGGAACAUGCAACCGAGGGUAAUGGGCCUCCCGAAGGAUGUGAAAGUCCUGCUUCUAGGUUGUGGUGAAAGCGGAAAGACCACUAUCAUGAAGCAGCUGAUACUAUCUCACCGUGGAUCGGAGCAAUUUGCCUCUCAAUUUCCGGACGAGGCCAGGUAUAGAUGGGAUUUAGCCAAAGGCGUCGUUUCGUCCCUCGAAGGACUGAUGGAGAAAAAAUUAGGACAUGCCCCCGAAUGGGAUUGGGGAUUCGUCGACGACUUCUGGGCGUCCGCGGAGUUGAGCAUCACAGACCUAAAAAUGCUUAUGUCUUCCAUACGGGCGCAUCCCAAAGGUCUUGCUUCAUUACAAUCACUAGCAGACGAGAACCUAUCCUACCGUUUGAGCGUGCUCAAGCGUUACGAAGGACUACCGUCAUCAGAAUACGAAUCUUAUGUGCCUACAGAAGAAGAUCUUGUUCGGUAUUACAUCAAAACACUCGGAUUAUACGAAGAAACGUUUGAAACAGCCACUAGAAACUACCAUGUUUGGGAUUGUGGAGGACAGAGACCCGAACGAAGGAAGUGGAUUCAUUGUUUCCAAGAUGUUUCUGUGAUGUUGUACAUCGCCUCCCUCACUGAUUAUGAUCAAGUUCUUGCCGAGGACGAAGAAUCCAACCGAAUGCAGGAUGCUUUAACAGUAUUUGAUUCACUCUGUCAUACAAGAUGGUUCAAGAAUACCCCCGUAAUUCUGGUGCUCACAAAUCGGGAUCGCCUAACCCACCAAAGGCUAUCGCUAUCACCUCUUGAAUCUCACUUUCCAGACUACACCGGGGGUCCAGACGAAAAUGCAGCUUUUGAAUAUAUCAAAGGAAUGUUUCUUCAACUGUGCCAAGAUCGAGCCGGGGUGUCGGUGCACGUGAUGAACCCGAAUAGUGCUGAAGAGGUAAAAACUUUGUUCAAACGUAUUGAUGAAGUUCUGGACUCCAGCUCAUCAUCUCCAAACGAACCCUGAAUGCUAGGAGAAAAGGAUUCCAGCGAUGGAAAGGGUAGAGAGCAUAUGCUCGAUAGAGGUCUAGGCGAAAUAUCUCCAGUUGACGUCGAUGUAUGAUGGAGAAAUCCCUGGCUGAAGUCGUUCAUGGAUUGACAGAGGGCUCGAAUGUUUCUCCUGGAUGCGACGAACGAAAUCACUCCUAGAGAUGCAGGAGAUGAGGGUCGAAAAGGAUGGAUCACCUAUGUACCAUUUGGGAUGGAUGUUGAUGUUGGGACUCGCACCUUGAGUACGAUAAACUUUAACUGUAUGGGAUGCCGCCAACAUCAUAUCCAAUGUCGACGAUUUCAUUUAUUUCUUCAUAGAGUUCUAGGUAUAAAGCUAAGCACUCCCAGCCAACGUCGACGACUUGACUUGUGUCUCUCAAGGACCUAGUCUGCUCGGAUUCUAAAAGCCGAUAACUUAUGCAAAACAGGACGAGUAUCUGGUGAGAGAAGGACUCAGGCUUGGUCUUGGUUGGGGGCAGUCUGGGUUCUGAUUCAUAGGAGAAUCCCCCCGUCAAUGACUGGAUCCAUGAUAACUGUAAACGGCCGUGAAGAUUAGAAAGGUCUUUCUGUUUGAUCCCUAGGUUUCAUGAGCCUGCCCGGACUUCCAGCGCCGUUUACGGCUAAAGAACAAUGUAACCGGCCAUUAAAGAGGGGCCGGCUCGAUCCAUGGGUAUUUUCGGGGAUGCCGGAUCGGACCGAAACCUAAGUCGGUCACGGGCAUGACAUCGACUUUCCUUCUUUCCGUCUUCAUCGACAGAGCUUCAACAGUCAACAGUAACUUGUUGAUUGGAUCAAGAACAGAUGCUGCGACGCUGUGAUGCACUUACGUGCGAUGUUCAGGGACCAAGCGGUGCAAGAAGUGUUGCCUUGUACAGUGCUGUGGACCGAUAUCUGGAAUGAACUCUUUCUCGUCCCCCACUAACGAUGGACAGCUACUCAGAGAUUGCCAGCCUCGACUCUUUUACCGGCACAGAAACCUCAAGGUCGACGGUCCCAGGACUUGGUUACCUCUCGGGGAAAGCCACCAAGAGACUUGGAGAAGCCGUGC